AUGAGCUCGGUUACACGAUUACAAGAGAGUGAAGCCAAUGCAAAUAUCUAUCUAUCAUCAUUGAAUGAUGAUAGACAACAAGUACGUCAAUCAUGUUUAUCAUCAUCAUCAUCAUUAUCUUCUUCUUGUUCGUCUGAACAUCUUGAUUCCAUCAAAGAUAUAUUAUCAAAUCAUCAAAAAAUUAUUUUUGAUAAAGCAUUUGAUCAAAUGUUAACACGACAUUUUUAUUUAAUUCAACAUGAAUUUUCAUCCUCAGAUCGAUUUGAAGGUUGGAUUUAUACAAAUAAGCGUCACCGAUAUAAAAUCAUCAUUAGUUAUCAUUUAUCAUGUUCAUGUAAACAAUUUCAAAAAAAUGAUAUUUGUAAACACUUUCUAUUUGUACUCAAACGUAUUUUUAAUGUUGAUCUUUAUUCAUCUGAUCUUCGUCUUUCAAUUAUGGAAUAUCAUCGAUUUACUAAUAUUGAGUUAGAACAUAUUUUUCAAGGACAAAGUCGUCGACUUUGUUCGAUUGUUCCGCCAUUAUCACCCUUAAAUAAAAAAGAACAACUUCCUUUAACUUUUAAACGUCAAUCAAUUGAUUAUAAUGAUGUUUGUCCAAUAUGUUUUGAACGGUUACUCAUGAAAAAUAGAAGAUUAGUAACAUGUUUUUAUUCAUGUGGUAAAUCAAUGCAUGAAAAUUGUAUGAACAAAUGGAAACAUGUUAAAGGAAAAACAACUACUUGUCCACUUUGUCAUAAGCAAAAUCAAAUAUUAUGUCAAUUAAAAUAG
Molecule: messenger RNA, 768 nt
Organism: Rotaria sp. Silwood1
Lineage: Eukaryota; Metazoa; Rotifera; Eurotatoria; Philodinida; Philodinidae
Source: the annotation of a GenBank genome assembly